UGGGCUUUGCCCCGACGAAAGCUGAACUCGUUUAUAAUUAACUACCUUAAAAAAAAAAUCAAAACUCAGUAGCGCAGAAAACCACUCGUACACUCAGGAAACCACAUCAGCAUGGCUACGGCAUUCAUUUCAUCUCUGUGUCGCCCAUCCAUACGGCCUGAGUUCUGCAACUUAACGCCUCAAAAGAGUUUCGAGCACCAAACCCAGAGCCUGAUUUCUCUCUUUUUGUUUGCGAUGAUUUGUACUGGAAUUGAACUAACUGGGUUCAGUUUCUUACAGGUCUAAUUGUCACCAACUGCAGGAGGCAAAUUGUUCUAUGCUCUAAGAAAACUGACGGAGAUGAAAAUCUACUGUAACUUUGUACCGUUUCAGCAUCGAAGAGCAAUCGAGGACGGGGAAUAAAAGGAGGGAGGCAAUAUUUCAGUUCAUGAUUGGGGCACUUUCUUUUCCAUCUCUUGUCGCUGCUGCUUCUGCUGCAGAGAAUGAUGUACAGGGGGACUUCCGCAUUUAUUCGGAUGAUGUGAAUAAGUUCAACAUAUUGAUUCCCAAAGAUUGGCAAGUUGGUGCAGGAGAAGAUAAUGGGUUCAGAUCUGUGACCGCAUUUUAUCCAGAAGAAGUUUAUAGUUCCAAUGUUAGUGUUGUAAUCACGGGGCUUGGUGCGGAUUUUACCAGAUUAGAAUCUUUUGGAACUGUUGAUGCUUUUGCUGAGAAUCUGGUUAAUGGAUUGGACAGGAGCUGGCAAAGGCCUCCUGGUUUGGCGGCAAAGCUUAUAAACUCCAAAGCUGCAAAUGGGUUGUAUUACAUUGAAUAUUCUCUGCAAAAUCCUGGUGAAAGCUGUAGGCAUAUAUUUUCUGCCAUUGGGAUGGCAUCUAAUGGUUGGUACAACAGAUUAUAUACUGUAACAGGACAGUUUGUGGAAGAGGAGUCAGAGAAAUACAGAUCAAAAAUUGAGAAGAGUGUUUCAUCCUUCAGGUUGGUCUGAUGAGAAAAGGCAAGGAGAGCUGAAAUUUCACCUGAUCACUCUCUCUUUCAACUCUUCAUCUCCUUUCUGUAUUCCACUUUCGUCUGCAUUUCUCCCAUCAGUUUUGUAAUUAAGACAUUCCCCUGAUUUGUCGGUUCAUUUUUACAUUUCCAACUUUUCAAUUUUA
Nelumbo nucifera (sacred lotus) is the source of this 1148-nucleotide messenger RNA. The record is from RefSeq and is a predicted model, not a curated record. Lineage: Eukaryota; Viridiplantae; Streptophyta; Magnoliopsida; Proteales; Nelumbonaceae.